Messenger RNA from Oncorhynchus kisutch (coho salmon), 1829 nucleotides. Its product is annotated as rho-related GTP-binding protein RhoU. Gene Ontology annotation, biological process: small GTPase-mediated signal transduction. The transcript is spliced from 3 exons. The coding region runs from base 260 to 991 and encodes 243 amino acids. Lineage: Eukaryota; Metazoa; Chordata; Actinopteri; Salmoniformes; Salmonidae. The record is from RefSeq and is a predicted model, not a curated record. Gene Ontology annotation, molecular function: GTPase activity; GTP binding.
CAAUGUCUAACAGAUUAGAGUAACGGAUUGGAGUAUUCAAACCCGGGAGAAGUGACUGUUUUCAAUGUUUUUACACAGUUAUUAUUAGUUCUUUGGGAGAUCACAAGACCGCUACUUUUUGAAUUAUAUAUAUAUAAAAAUGCUAUAGACCAACCUGUCUACUUGACAAAUAUAUUAUAGGCUACAGAAGACAUUCUCAUGGUGCUCUCUUUAUUUGCUCCUACUGGAGUAAGGAAAAGGUGUUUGUAACAAGUGCCGAAUGUCACCUCCAGUUCCAAUGGAUUAUAACAAGACCAUGGCUCCUCCAGUGCCGCCGCACAAACACCAAACUACCCGGCCAGGCGAGGCUCAGGAGCGGGUGUUGAAGUGCGUACUACUCGGCGAUGGAGCGGUUGGGAAGACCAGCCUGGUUGUCAGCUACACAACAAAUGGCUAUCCAACGAAAUACGUCCCCACCGCGUUUGAUGACUUUUCAGCGGUGGUGCAGGUGGAUGGACACCCUGUGAGACUACAGCUCUGUGACACUGCUGGACAGGAUGAAUUCGAUAAGCUCCGUCACUUCUGCUACUCGCGCACCGACACCCUCCUCCUCUGCUUCAGCGUGGUCAGCCCUGCCUCCUUCCAGAACGUCUGGGAGAAGUGGGUCCCAGAGAUCCGCCGGCGCUGCCCGCUGGUGCCCAUGCUGCUGGUGGGAACCCAGUGUGACCUGCGCGAGGACGUCAAGGUGCUGAUCGAGCUGGCCCGCCGGCGGGAGAGGCCCGUGGCCGAGGUGGACGCCCGCGCCCUGGCGGACAAAGUGGACGCCGUGGCGUACGUGGAGUGCUCGGCGCUCACCCAGAAGAACCUGAAGGAGGUGUUUGACGCGGCCAUCGCCGUGGGGAUGAAGCACGCCGAUAGGAGGGCGCGGCGGGAGAGGAAGGUGCGCAGCACGGCCGAUAAGAUGAAGACACUGUCCAAGUCGUGGUGGAAGAAGUACUUCUGUAUUCCGUAGAGAGCAAAGAGGCGAGGAUAUUGACUCUGGGACUGGAAACGUGCUCGGACAAGCCUUUGUUGUUCAUAUGGAUUGAAGGACUUCUGUCUUAGCUCCGCUCACAUGACCCCACUUUGGUCGAGAUUAGGAUUGCAAAAUACCAGGAACUUUCAAUAAAUUCCCUGGUUUUCCCGACAUCCCAGUUGGCGUAUUCCCGAAAUCCGAAGGGAAUAAGCAGGGAAUCGGGAAUCUUCCAACUAGGAUUUCUGGAAAACCAGGGAAUUUAUUAAAAAGUUCCGGGAAUUUUGCAACCCUAGUCAAAAGGAAUGACCAAGGACCCACGGCUUAGUAGAGUGCGAGGAUGGACUGGGGACUGGGGGUGAGAGACACUGAUUGAUGGAUUGCAAAGAGACUGACAGGACUGGGCUCCAACCACUCCGUGUCUGCUUGGGCUGGUCUGAACUCUUAACGUCUGAGCAGAGUGCUAUCAGAGAAGAUCAAGGAGUAAACCCAUCAGCAUGAUUGUCAAUAUAAUGGAGCAAAGAGCGAGUUGAACUCUGAGCAAUAAUGACUUCUAUAUAAACUAAUGGCUGGGGAGGGGAAAAGACUGGGGUUGUCAUGUACUUUUAUUCUCCCUCGCAGGAAUUGGCCAAAUACGGCAUUAACAUUUUUAAAAAGAAUACUAUAUCUUAAUGUGCUGUAUGUAUUCCUCCUGUCCUUAUACCUUAUACAUGUUCAUUUCUUUUAUCCACCACUCUGUAAUCAAACAGCCAGUAGAUCUCAUUGGCAGAGCUAGAUGAAAAUAAACUGAGGGAUUAACAUGGAAUUAAACUCAAACCAAAUACCGCUACAAUACUAA